Messenger RNA from Cavia porcellus (domestic guinea pig), 1980 nucleotides. It is a transcript of the gene Aspg, whose product is annotated as asparaginase. The record is from RefSeq and is a predicted model, not a curated record. The transcript is spliced from 16 exons. Bases 78 to 1775 code for a protein of 565 amino acids. Gene Ontology annotation, molecular function: asparaginase activity; protein binding. NCBI's taxonomy places the organism in Eukaryota, Metazoa, Chordata, Mammalia, Rodentia, Caviidae.
CGCUGCUUCUGGGCCCGGCCCUCUCCGUAGGCUACAAAGUCGCCAGUCCAGGUCCUCUCAGUGGCUUAGCCGCAGGCAUGGCGCGCGCAUCAGGCUCCGAGAGGCACCUGCUGCUCAUCUACACUGGCGGCACUUUGGGCAUGCAGAGCAAGGGCGGGGUGCUCGUCCCCGGCCCAGGCCUGGUCACUCUGCUGCGGACCCUGCCCAUGUUCCAUGACAAGGAGUUCGCCCAGGCCCAGGGCCUCCCUGACCAUGCUCUGGCGCUGCCCCCUGCCAGCCACGGCCCCAGGGUCCUCUACACGGUGCUGGAGUGCCAGCCCCUCUUGGAUUCCAGCGACAUGACCAUCGAUGAUUGGAUUCGCAUAGCCAAGAUCAUAGAGAGGCACUAUGAGCAGUACCAAGGCUUUGUGGUUAUCCACGGCACCGACACCAUGGCCUUUGGGGCCUCCAUGCUGUCCUUCAUGCUGGAAAACCUGCACAAACCAGUCAUCCUCACUGGCGCCCAGGUGCCAAUCCGUGUGCUGUGGAAUGACGCCCGGGAAAACCUGCUGGGGGCGUUGCUUGUGGCCGGCCAAUACAUCAUCCCUGAGGUCUGCCUGUUUAUGAACAGUCAGCUGUUUCGGGGAAACCGGGUAACCAAGGUGGACUCCCAGAAGUUUGAGGCCUUCUGCUCCCCCAAUCUGUCCCCACUAGCCACUGUGGGCGCGGAUGUCACAAUUGCCUGGGACCUGGUGCGCAAGGUCAACUGGAAGGACCCGCUGGUGGUGCACAGCAACAUGGAGCACGACGUGGCACUGCUGCGCCUCUACCCUGGCAUCCCGGCCUCCCUGGUCCGGGCAUUCCUGCAGCCCCCGCUCAAGGGCGUGGUCCUGGAGACCUUCGGCUCUGGCAACGGGCCGAGCAAGCCCGACCUGCUGCAGGAGUUGCGGGCCGCGGCCCAGCGCGGCCUCAUCAUGGUCAACUGCAGCCAGUGCCUGCGGGGGUCUGUGACCCCGGGCUAUGCCACGAGCUUGGCGGGCGCCAACAUCGUGUCCGGCUUAGACAUGACCUCAGAGGCCGCGCUGGCUAAGCUGUCCUACGUGUUGGGCCUGCCGGAGCUGAGCCUGGAGCGCAGGCAGGAGCUGCUGGCCAAGGAUCUUCGCGGGGAAAUGACACUGCCCACGGCAGACCUGCACCAGUCCUCUCCGCCGGGCAGCACACUGGGGCAAGGUGUCGCCCGGCUCUUUAGUCUGUUCGGUUGCCAGGAGGAAGAUUCGGUGCAGGACGCCGUGAUGCCCAGCCUGGCCCUGGCCUUGGCCCAUGCUGGUGAACUCGAGGCUCUGCAGGCACUUAUGGAGCUGGGCAGUGACCUGCGCCUAAAGGACUCUAAUGGCCAAACCCUGUUGCAUGUGGCUGCUCGGAAUGGGCGUGAUGGCGUGGUCACCAUGCUGCUGCACAGAGGCAUGGAUGUCAAUGCCCGAGACCGAGACGGCCUCAGCCCACUGCUGUUGGCUGUACAGGGCAGGCAUCGGGAAUGCAUCAGGCUGCUGCGGAAGGCUGGGGCCUGCCUGUCCCCCCAGGACCUGAAGGAUGCAGGGACCGAGCUGUGCAGGCUGGCAUCCAGGGCUGACAUGGAAGGCCUGCAGGCAUGGGGGCAGGCUGGGGCCGACCUGCAGCAGCCGGGCUAUGAUGGGCGCAGCGCUCUGUGUGUCGCAGAAGCAGCCGGGAACCAGGAGGUGCUGGCCCUUCUGCGGAACCUGGCACUUGUAGGCCCGGAAGUGCCGCCUGCCAUCUGAUCGCCAGCAAUCCCGCUGUGGUGUGAGCCACUCCGCCAUCUGCUGCUUUGACCCACUCGAGGGACCCUAGCACACGACCCCCCAGCAGGAUGCACCCCACUACUUAGAGUAUACCCCAGGCUGGCUCAGUGACAAGCUGCAAAGGUCUUUGUUGGCAGAACAGCAAUAAAGUAACUACAGAGUGGCCACCUCCCAGGCCCCCUGA